UUAAUGAGUAAUCAGUUUCAGUUUCGGUUUCAGUUUACCGACCCGUUCUUGGGAUAACCUAAAAUGUACAAAAUACAAGAUACAAGAAAACAUCUUCAGCGCUCAUUAUCGGAAUACCAUCUUUGCAGGAAAUGGCGACAGAAGUAAAACCGCAAGAACUAUAUAUGGAGAACGUCCAUCUGAAGGAAAAAAAUGCAAAACUGAAACGGUUAAAAGAAAGAAUCGAACGGCAUUCUGACAUUACAAACGAAGGUCCAAGCACAGAUGAAAACAGAGAUGAAAAGGAGCCGUGGCUGCAGUCGUUUUUGAAUGAUAGAGAUACCCGAGUUGUUAUAGAACGAACCCCUACGUGCAGUAAAUUUUGUACACAAUUUGUAUGGAAGACUUUGUUGAAAGUGCUGUUGAUAGUCCUUGUUGCUGUUUGUGUGAUAACUGCAUAUGUGCUGGCAGAAAGAAGACAUGACAGUACACUACAGUCUUUGGUUUCCGCUGUUACAUCGUCGAACAAUUACGGUGGCGUUUUACCUUUUGUCGCUAAUAAUGGUGGAAACACAGUUAAAGACACAUUACGGAAGAAUUACUUAAACAUAGGGUUGCGUCAAGACUUCCAACUUCAGGAGUGUCAAGGGUCAGAACUUAAACAAUCGUUCCCCGAUGUUGAUUACUCUCUGCUUGGCUAUAAUAUAUUGAAAGGCUUCCCGCUUGCUACCGGUCACGAUCCUGGCUUCACAUACCCAAUUUUUCGGCAUGAUUACUCUUCUGGUGGCAUGACCGCCGACUGCCGGUACAGUGUACCUCGUGGCCUUGUGAUUAUCCCGGAUGUCUCGUGCGUAACUUCGUUUUCAUCAACAACAAUACAAACAAAAUACGAGUUUUCAAAGGCAUUGUCAGUUUCCGCUAGUGUAAGUGGAGGUGGCUGGGGAGUGAGUUUUUCUGCUAGUGCAGGCUACAAGCAAUCUUCAUCAGAAGUGUCCACCGGGGAAUCAGUUUACAUUAUAUCGUCUGCUCAUUGUAACUACUACUUUAGUAAGCUGAUAACUGAAGAGGCUCCACAGUUUGACAAUGUCUUUGUCAAAUGGAUUCACAAACUGAAUGAAACGGAUUGGGAUCCUGAACUGUACUUCGAAUUCUUCGAAACAUACGGGACACACUUUCCGACCGAGGUUACAUUUGGCGCAAAAUUUAUCUACGAGCAUAAAAUGUCGUCUUCUAAGUAUGAAAGUGAAAAGAAAAGCGGGGUUAAUGUUGCUGUCCAAGCAAGCUACUCAGGAUUUGUCAGUGUAGGCGGUGGCUUCAAUUUAGAUUCCGAGCAGCGACAGGCGGCGUCCGAAUUCUCGAAAUCAGUUGAAACCAAGACAAUUACUGUUGGCGCUGCUCCGCCUGCUAACGGCGAUGCCAUGACAUGGGCGUCAGAGGUUAAAACUAGUCCAGUGCCGACAACAUAUAAAUUAUCAUCGAUUGAACUUUUGUUUACUGACAGAUACAUGGGAAAAAUGAACAUCGACUACGAACGUAUUCGUAACAAUAUAGACACUAAGAAACAUGAAUAUUGUCUAUAUCUUCGGAGACAAGGGAAAGUUGAGUCAUGUGAUAGUUUAGUUGCCGGAGUUGAGCUAGCAAAAACCAGAUUAUUCGAUCAUUACAAAGAAAUGCAGAUUGCUCUGAGUUCGGAAUGUAUCGAAAAAUGUCUGGAAGAUGUAGAGUGUGUUGCAGUGACAAUUUGCAUUACUUGCGAUAGUAGCAAUUAUGCUUUCAAUACUUGCUAUAUGUACACAGAAAGAGGAUACUCGACUACAGCAGAGAGAACCGAAACAGAAAACGCAGUUUGGCAAAGCAAUAUAUUUCCUGAGAAAAUGAAAUUUCAGAUUGAAUUUAGCGACACAACAGUUGUCGGCGUUCCACGUGGAUUUGAAAAGGAUGAAGACAAAACUGCAAACCAGAGCAAAUGCCACGAGCUUUGCAUCAAGGACGCCCACUGCGUUGCGUAUACGCACUGUGACUGUCCGAGCAAAAUAAUAAAGUGCAACAUGUAUAGCAAGGAGAGAAUAUCGGGGUUGGAAAAGGAGUCUGGCACGAAAGCAUUUUUCAUUUCAAGCCGUCAUGUUACAACAACUACACCGGUACCACCAACAACAACUACACCGGUACCAAAAACAACAACAAAUUCAUCACAGGACAGCAACAAAUGAAUGAUCUUAAAUUGACAAUUAAUUUUUGCUCAUGUGUAAAUAAUUUAUUUCUAAUGAACAAUGAUUAGUUUAGAGUUUUCCGUGUUUUCGCCGGUAUAUUGAUUACGAAUUCACUAAACCAUGUCGUGUCUAAGAAUGAUUGAUCUUGAAGGGGUAUAGCAGAUGUAGAAUACAAAUGUAAACAUUUGUAUAAUAUAUUCAUACUUUAGCAACAAAUA
Molecule: messenger RNA, 2407 nt
Organism: Mercenaria mercenaria
Lineage: Eukaryota; Metazoa; Mollusca; Bivalvia; Venerida; Veneridae
Exons: 5
Coding region: 132-2189 (685 amino acids)
Source: RefSeq, a predicted model, not a curated record